This is a messenger RNA of Nanorana parkeri, 1823 nucleotides long. RefSeq names its product zinc finger DHHC-type containing 15 (gene ZDHHC15). The record is from RefSeq and is a predicted model, not a curated record. The transcript is spliced from 12 exons. Gene Ontology annotation, cellular component: Golgi apparatus; endoplasmic reticulum. Gene Ontology annotation, biological process: synaptic vesicle maturation; peptidyl-L-cysteine S-palmitoylation; protein targeting to membrane. Gene Ontology annotation, molecular function: protein-cysteine S-palmitoyltransferase activity. Lineage: Eukaryota; Metazoa; Chordata; Amphibia; Anura; Dicroglossidae. The coding region runs from base 48 to 1070 and encodes 340 amino acids.
CCUAUCGGGUAGUCAAGAGUAGAUGAUAGUUGAUAUCGUGGAUCAGGAUGCGGACUGGCUGCGGAAUGGCUCUGUCCAGGGGACUGAGGUGCUGCCAGCGAGUGCUAGCCUGGGUGCCCGUUGUCAUCAUAUCCCUGAUUGUACUUUGGUCGUAUUACGCCUAUGUGUGUGAGCUUUGCCUAGUGACUAUAGAACAUUCUUUAGAAAGAGCUUUAUACCUAUUCAUGUUUCAUAUAGUCUUUUUACUCUUUGUUUGGACGUACUGGAAAGCAAUUUUUACUCCUGCCAAAGAGCCAACAAAAAAGUUUUUGCUGCCUUAUGCUGAAAAGGAGCGAUAUGACAAUGAGGAGCGCCCAGAGAUUCAGAGGCAAAUCCUUGCUGAAUUUGCAAAGACGCUACCAGUUUACACCCGGACAGCAAAUGGAGCCAUUCGUUUUUGUGAUCGGUGCCAGGUAGUGAAGCCCGAUCGCUGCCAUCACUGCUCUGUCUGUGGGAUGUGUGUCUUGAAAAUGGACCAUCAUUGCCCAUGGGUGAACAACUGUAUUGGAUUUUCUAACUAUAAAUUCUUCUUGCUGUUCCUGGCAUAUUCCAUGUUGUACUGUUUCUAUAUCGCUUCCACAGCUUUUAAGUACUUCCUUCUUUACUGGUCGGGUGAUCUAACAAAUAAUCGUGCAAAAUUCCAUGUCCUUUUCCUGCUUUUUGUUGCUCUGAUGUUUUUCUUGAGCCUAGUGUUUCUCUUUGGAUAUCAUUGCUGGUUAGUGGGUCUAAACAGAACCACCCUUGAGGCCUUUUCAGUCCCAAUGUUCCACAGUGGUCCUGAUAAAAAUGGCUUCCACCUGGGCAUUAGAAGGAACUUGGAGCACGUGUUUGGGAAACAGAAAAAUCUUUGGUUAAUUCCGGUCUUCACAAGUAUUGGAGACGGACUAUCUUUUCCAAUGAGAACUGUUUCUGAAUCUCAAAACCCUCUGCUGUCUAGAGAGAAUCAGUGGGAUGAUGAUGAUGAAGGCACAGAUGAGGAAAAUCCAGUUUCUCAUGAGACCUCACACAUCGCUAUAGAAAUGGACACAUAGUUACUGGCACAGUUGAAGCUGAAAAUGCAAAGUUAAGGGGUCAGAAUACUGGGACAGUUUCCACAUUGCAUCCUGGAGCCAAUAUCCAGGCACCCUUGAUCCACAGGCAGACAUUGAACAGCUUUAGAACUCCAUCCCCAGGAGCCAGUCAGGCUGUGAUACUAUUGGACAAAUCUGCUUAUGUUGGGCAAUUAUUUGUUGGGUGGGAGAAAGGAAUAUAGGACCAAUUGUUUUUUCUUCUGCACUCUGAGAAUUCUUUCUAUGCAAGAGGAGUUUCAACACCAGAGUGGUUUUCAGUAUAUCCUUUUACUUUUUUGAUAUUCUAAUUUAUUUGUUGUUUAGCCAAUUGGGCUCUUUGUCUAAAUACGGUUUACUAGUAAUAUUUGAUGCUGGAGGAUUAUUUUCAUCUCGUGUUUCCUGAAGGUAUUUUACUCUGUAUGUAAAACACUGAGAAGCUGUUCUAGGCACAUAAAAGACUGGAGGACAUUUUCUGGAGUUGUAAUUUAAAGUUUGCACUGUAAAAUCAUGCAUAUGAUAGCCAAAUUGUCCCACAGCCUCAUGAUCCCUCUGUUUACCAGCUUUGUAACUGCUCUGAAGAGAAAGAUGACAACCUUCAGGCUUAAUCCCUUGGAGUUUAAAAUGCAAACUGUGCCUGGGAACAUGGUUCUAACUUUUAACAUUCACAUAGGUGGUGUGAGAAAGGGAGAUUAUAAAGCUAUGAACGUUUUAUAAGAAUGUUGGUCAUUCCUGUAC